Sphaerodactylus townsendi is the source of this 3200-nucleotide messenger RNA. RefSeq names its product family with sequence similarity 241 member B (gene FAM241B). The coding region runs from base 189 to 548 and encodes 119 amino acids. The transcript has 3 exons. NCBI's taxonomy places the organism in Eukaryota, Metazoa, Chordata, Lepidosauria, Squamata, Sphaerodactylidae. Gene Ontology annotation, cellular component: intracellular membrane-bounded organelle. The record is from RefSeq and is a predicted model, not a curated record.
AGGAAAUAGCCGGGCUUCAACUGGGGAAAAAAGCGCGUCAGCCUGAGCAGAGCCGCGACCGCGAAGCAGGGAGCCCGGAAGCGAGCAGCGGAGUCGGUCGGCGGCGCUUCUCGGCGUGGUAUCCAAGGGGCCGUCAGGCCUGCUGCAGUGAGAGGCAUCCGAGGUGUGGCAAGACAAAUACUGUAAAGAUGGUGAGGAUUUUGGCCAACGGAGAUAUUGUACAGGAUGAUGAUCCUCGAGUGAGGCAGAAUGCUCAGAACUCAUCCCGGCUGGGGUUUUUCAACACGACGACAAAUGCGGGCUCCACCCCUCACCAGCGCUUCCAACAGCAGUCUCAGCACCAGGGCGCCAGGCCAGGGGAGCGUUCGCCAUUUUCAGACCUCAACCACCAGUUGGUGAACAUGGGCUUCCCCACCUGGAACCUUGGCAGUCACGUGGUGCAGCCCUUGAUGUCCAUCCUGCUGCUGUUCCUGCUGCUGAUGUUUGGGAUCCGUGGCCUCCUCUUGGUUGGUCUCGUCUACAUUGUGUCCCACUUAAGCCAGCGAUGACAGGGCCUCCCGGGCAGGCCAUGCCAGCUGCCUGGCUCAAGCUGAAAGGCCAAGUUUCCUUGUUGGGUGUGGAUGUGUUGGAGAGGAAGUGCGGGUUGUGUGCCCCAUUGUGCAUGUGUGUGUUUAUGUGUGUAUAGGGUUCCCAGUUGAGAAUCUUCAUGUAUAAAAUACUCGGGGAACAGGACUGGACGUCCAGGCCACACGUGGCAAGUGAGCUCCUGAGGGUAGUGCUUCUUGCACACAAAAUACCUCCAGCUGAGAACUGGAUUGCUCUUCACGUCACCUACAACAAUAAAUUCAUUUUGCUCUGCUGCUGAGGAUGUUCUGGAUACAGUCGUGGUCAAGGAUUGGGGUGGUGGUAAAACUGGGGCUUGGAUUCAGACUGCAUUGGCAAUUUCUCCCUUCUCCCUGCAGACUCCCCUCAUCCCAUUGUUCAGGAUCUCUUGUCCCCCAGUGGGAGGGGGCAGGCUGCAAAGUUCCAUUCUGCCAUUGGAAAAUAUAGCCUGGUUCUGACCCUUUGUUUUUCAGCUGAAGGACUGAAAAGGCAGCAGCUGGAUCUCUAAGUGAACAAACAGAAUCUAGUCUGUACGUGGCAACAUUUUCAUGCCUGAAGACCAAGCAAAUGUUGAUGGUGCUCUGGAAGAGGAUGUAGCUACGUAUGAUAGUUGGUAGUCAUGGGCUUCAAAUGAAGGUGUCGCUAAUGCAUCUACUUCUGAAACAUGGCUCCAGAUUUUUAAAAUGGGACCGUGUCUGGAGAUAGAAUCUAAAUAGUUUUAAGGCAGUGGUUGCAACUCAGGAGAAGUUAAGUGAAACAUGUCUCUUGACGUAAUCUGGACUUGCAGCCAGACUCUGUUUACAAGGAAGUAAAACCCAGUGAUUUCUGUGGAACUUGCUUAUCAAACAAAUGUGCCUGGGAUUACAGCCAUAGUUAUUUUGUUUAUGUUUGCAGGUUAUACCCAUCAGCAUAUGUCACUUGAGAGUUCUUAUGAAGGCUUACAUGUAACAGUAAAAUAAAUGAUCUGUAAACUACAAGAGCCAGCGCAGUAUGGUGGUUGAACUGUAGGCACUGAUCUGGAUUCGAUUCCCGCUCCUUCACAAGAAGCCUGCUGGGUGAUCUUAGGCCAGUCACAGUUCUCUCAGAACUCUCAGCUCAUGCAGAGGGAAGCAAGGGCAAACCACCUCCGAACAUUUCUUGCCUUGACAACCUACAAGAUCUCCAUAAGUCAGUUGUGACUUGUGGCAGUUUCCACUGCCGUCCCCAAAAUACCAGGCUUUAUCAUCAAAAGAACACGAGAAAGCAAUAAAAACAAAUUCAUAGCAGAAUCAAAGUUCCUAGUAGACAUUUAAUAAUGUCUAGGAAAAAAUAUCAUAAAACCAUCAGUGAACAUAAUGAACUGGCUUCAUAAAAACCAGCGUGCCUCCUGAACUUUCAUGGUGAAGCGCCACCCCCUCCUGUUCCGUUUGAGGUCAGAUGUCAACACUUGAAAGAAGGCAUUGUGCUUACAUUCUGUUGAUUUCAGUGGGAUAGUGACAUCUUUUUGUGGCUUGUGUCCUGUUUCUGUGAUGCAACCUACAUGCGAACUGGUCAUUGAAGCAGAAGGAGCACCGUGUACCUGUGGAGCCCCAGCUGCCAUAUCUGGCAGUGGGAGCCUUUUGUAUAUCUGGAGCUCUGGAUGUCAGCUAGUGUUCAUGUAUCUAGCGAAUACUGUCCCCCGCCCUUUGCCUUUCUAGGGUUUGAUGCCAGGGAGAUCUGUGUUCAGAUCUGUGGGCCAAGCUUGUGCUCUUAUCAUAUAAAUGAGUUGCUAGGUCAUGGUUUGAGAUGUCUUACCCCUCUCACACACAAGAAUAGCAGAAGACCGUUGUGCUUGAGAUAGAUAUAGGAAUUUUUGUUUUUGAACUAUUGCAGAACUGUUUUAUUAAUCACCUCUGACUCAAACUGGAGAUAGAUCUCCCAAGCAAAAUUUUCUUCUGUUAGUAAAUACCCUGUUGCAGGCAGGAAGGUGUUGGAUGGGUGAGAAAAACUUUCUUCAUAAGUGCGGUUGGACUUCAAGAUAGGCAAGUUGAGCCAGAAUUGAAAUACUAUUCCCAAAUUAGGAAGUGAUUAGAAUCUAUAUGUAAAUACAGAUCUCAAGAAUUAUUUUGGUUAGUUUAGUUAUGGUGGCUUCACUUAUUGAGCUUGGGGGACGGGAAGAAGAGCUGGUGGCUGAGGCCACUAGGUGAGAAGGCCUGUACAUAUUCUCCCUGAAAUUUGUGAAAUUAUAUGUGGAGGCCCCAGUGAGAUGAUCACAUGAGGGCUGCCAUAUGUGAACUUGCCCAUAAUCUUAAAAUGCUGUGUGUUUGUAUGUGUGCAUGUGUGUGCAUUGCAACGGGGAAGCCUUUCUGAGUGAAUGUACACUGGGCCAAUUUAACGUGGUUAUUGCUUCUGUUCAGUAAACUGACUGGAAUGGCACCUCCUCGACUGCACAUUUCUCAAUCCCAAUGAAAUGUGUUAGGAGCUUUGCCCUAGGCCGUUUUCUCUCUUAAUAAUGGCUUCCUGCUAAAACAGUGUGUCGGGACAGAAUUCAGUCAAGGAAACGCUGUUUAUAUAAUCUGCUGCUGUUUGUAAUGCUGGUCACAAAAUGUUCUAUAAUACAUAUUUUUUUCUCUUUCCAA